AUGAGGCAUGCAGAUAUAACAUUCCAGCUAUUACAACAAAUUACAGCUAACUUCUCUGAGGAGCGGAAACUUGGCCAAGGCACAUUUGGAACAGUUUACAAGGGGGUGCACAAUGGUGAAGAGAUUGCUGUGAAGAUGUUUAGAGAUAAGGACCCAGGACUUGAUGACGCACGAUUCCAUGAUGAGUUUGAUAAGCUCAAAAGUCUCAGUCAUCCCAACAUCGUACAGUUAAUUGGCUACUGCUAUGAAACUCAUCGUGAAUAUAUUGAGCACGAGGGAGUACUGGUACAUGCUGAAAAGAUAUACAGAGCACUCUGCUUAGAGUACUUGCACAAAGGGAGCCUUCAAAACCACCUAUCUGGUAGGCGCUGA
Miscanthus lutarioriparius is the source of this 372-nucleotide messenger RNA. Lineage: Eukaryota; Viridiplantae; Streptophyta; Magnoliopsida; Poales; Poaceae. The record is from the annotation of a GenBank genome assembly.